GGUGCUGGCUUGAAGGAAAUGUCAGCUUUUUUUCCCCUCCUGGGACUGGGGGUGCUUACAAAAGACUGGAGGAGUUGGAGCAAGCAGGAUGGGUAGCCAUGGAUAGGGAAAUGAGGAUGUGAAGAGAGGCAGGCAGAGAUAUGGAGAAGGGUAGCUAGAGCUUCAGCCAGGCGGAGGAUGUGGGCCCCCCUGAGGAUCUGAAGACUGAAGAGCAGGGGGGAAAACAAACAGAAUAAUGACAGAAGAGCUGAUGGCUAGGAAGCCAUGGAGAACAGACUGCUUGAGUUUGCGCCAUGGCCAUGCAGAAAAUCCUUGCCCGGGAAAUCCUGGACUCCAGGGGCAACCCCACUGUGGAGGUGGACCUGUACACAGCCAAAGGCCGAUUCCGAGCAGCUGUGCCCAGCGGAGCUUCCACAGGUAUCUAUGAAGCUCUGGAGCUAAGAGAUGGAGACAAAUCUCGCUACCUGGGCAAAGGCGUCUUGAAGGCUGUGGAACACAUCAACAAGACUCUGGGUCCUGCUCUGCUGGAAAAGAAACUAAGCGUCGUGGAUCAAGAAAAAAUUGACAAAUUUAUGAUUGAGCUGGAUGGGACUGAGAAUAAAUCCAAGUUUGGAGCCAAUGCCAUCCUGGGAGUGUCGCUAGCUGUGUGCAAGGCUGGAGCAGCCGAGAAGGGGGUCCCGCUCUACCGACAUAUUGCAGAUCUUGCUGGGAACCCGGACCUGGUCCUCCCCGUGCCUGCCUUCAAUGUGAUCAAUGGGGGCUCCCAUGCUGGAAACAAGCUGGCCAUGCAGGAGUUCAUGAUUCUGCCUGUGGGAGCCAGCUCCUUCAAGGAAGCCAUGCGCAUUGGCGCGGAGGUCUACCACCACCUCAAGGGGGUCAUCAAGGCCAAGUAUGGGAAGGACGCCACCAACGUGGGUGAUGAGGGCGGCUUUGCCCCCAACAUCCUGGAGAACAAUGAGGCCCUGGAGCUGCUGAAGACGGCCAUCCAGGCAGCUGGCUACCCAGACAAGGUGGUAAUUGGUAUGGAUGUGGCGGCAUCUGAGUUCUAUCGCAAUGGGAAGUACGAUCUUGACUUCAAGUCACCCGAUGACCCCGCACGGCACAUCACAGGAGAGAAGCUAGGGGAGCUGUACAAGAGCUUCAUUAAGAACUAUCCUGUGGUCUCCAUUGAAGACCCCUUUGACCAGGAUGACUGGGCCACUUGGACCUCGUUCCUCUCGGGGGUGGACAUACAGAUUGUAGGAGAUGACCUCACAGUCACCAAUCCCAAGAGGAUUGCCCAGGCCGUGGAGAAGAAGGCUUGCAACUGCUUGCUGCUGAAGGUCAACCAGAUUGGCUCGGUGACCGAAUCCAUCCAGGCCUGCAAACUGGCUCAGUCUAAUGGCUGGGGAGUGAUGGUGAGCCACCGCUCUGGGGAGACUGAAGACACAUUCAUUGCUGACCUCGUGGUGGGGCUCUGCACAGGACAGAUCAAGACUGGUGCCCCCUGCCGCUCAGAGCGUCUGGCCAAGUACAACCAGCUCAUGAGGAUUGAGGAGGCACUCGGGGACAAGGCUGUCUUUGCUGGACGCAAGUUCCGCAAUCCAAAGGCCAAGUGAGAAGCUGGGGGCCCCAGGACCCACAGGAUAGAUGGAGGCCUUCAAGUCCUUCUCCCUGAAAUAAACACUGGUGCCAACCAA
Myotis lucifugus (little brown bat) is the source of this 1679-nucleotide messenger RNA. RefSeq names its product enolase 3 (gene ENO3). The transcript is spliced from 12 exons. The coding region runs from base 294 to 1598 and encodes 434 amino acids. Gene Ontology annotation, cellular component: phosphopyruvate hydratase complex. NCBI's taxonomy places the organism in Eukaryota, Metazoa, Chordata, Mammalia, Chiroptera, Vespertilionidae. Gene Ontology annotation, molecular function: phosphopyruvate hydratase activity; magnesium ion binding. The record is from RefSeq and is a predicted model, not a curated record. Gene Ontology annotation, biological process: glycolytic process.